Xyrauchen texanus (razorback sucker) is the source of this 2651-nucleotide messenger RNA. RefSeq names its product switch-associated protein 70-like. Gene Ontology annotation, cellular component: cytoplasm; nucleus. NCBI's taxonomy places the organism in Eukaryota, Metazoa, Chordata, Actinopteri, Cypriniformes, Catostomidae. The transcript is spliced from 12 exons. The coding region runs from base 54 to 1847 and encodes 597 amino acids. The record is from RefSeq and is a predicted model, not a curated record.
ACUGAGUGAGGACAAGUUUUACAGGCGCUCCGAGAUAGUUCGCUUUGUUUACCAUGAUUUCCCGGGAAGAAAUCCUCAAGCCCAUAUGGUACGCCUUUACUGCUCUGGACAUGGACAGAAAUGGCAAAGUGUCGAAAUCUCAGCUAAAGGUGCUGUCCCACAACUUGUGCACCAUACUGAGAAUCCCCCAUAACUCUUCAGCUCUGGAGGAGCACUUCAAAGAUGACGACGAGGGACCUGUGUCGACACAAGGGUACAUGCCCUACCUUAACACGUUCAUACUAAAUAAGAUCGAGCCCAACUUUGAUUUCACCGAGCUGAAUAAGAUGUGCUGGACUCUGUGUGCACCAAAGCACAUCAGCGACAAGCACCUGCUCAUCUCUGGAGUCGAUGCCUUCAAGGUGUGGUGUAUCUUCAACUUCCUGUCUGAAGAUAAAUAUCCAUUACAUAUAGUCACAGAAGAGAUCGAGUACUUCCUGCGCAAGCUGUUAGCAGCCAUGAGUUACAGCUGGAAUGAGGGCCGUUUUGAAGACUACAAAAGGCAGCUCAUCUUAAAAAAACAUAAUCUCAGUGUCUGGGAGCUGAUUGAGCUAAUUGGCAUGGGCCAUUUCACCAAGGGCAUAAAUCCUCAGAUCCUCUCAAUGGGAAUCAAUGAGGUCUAUCAAGAACUUGUACAGAAUAUUAUAAAACAGGGCUAUAUGAUAAAAAAAGGGCACAAAAGGAAAAACUGGACUGAGCGAUGGUUUGAGCUGCAUCUCACCUACAUGUCAUAUUAUGUGAGUGAAGAUCUCACAGAGCAGAAAGGAUGCAUUUUGCUGGAUCGAAACUGCUGUGUUGAGUCCCUACCAGACAAAGAUUUGAAGAAGAACCUCUUCAUUAUAAAAUGUGUUGAAAAAAGUUUUGAGAUCAGUGCACCGGAUAAAAAGUCAAAACAGGAUUGGAUUCAAGGUAGCUGUGCUGGUUACAUCUAUAAAUCUGUCCAGGACUGCAUUGUCCGCAUAAGGCAAGGCCUUUCCUCCUCACAUUGUGAGGCCAGACAGAAACGAAGGAAACAGAGGAACCGAAUGAAAGCUGAACAGGAGACCAUAGAGAGCGGAGUGAGACAGCUUCAACUGGCCAGCGAAAGCAAGCAGGCCCAGCUGGAGGCCAUGAGUAAGAAUCUACAGGAAGCAACGAUGAGCGAUGUUAUAGAGAAACAGAGAAGAAUUCAAAAACAAAAACAACUUCUGGACCAGUACAAAAAGGACCUGGAGGAAGAGAAAAUGGCUCGAAAGCACAUGGAAGAACAGGUGGCAGAAAAGUCCAGUGAACUGGAGCAAUACUGGCAGCGUGUGAAGGAACUGGAGGAAAUGUACAGUCAACUUAAAGAGGCGCUAGAGGACGAGAGGCAGGCCAAACAGGACGAAGAAGCCCUGAGCAAACUGCAGACCAGGUUACUUGAAGAGGAGGCAAGAAAGAGGCAUGAAUUGGAGCAGAUUUACUUGCAGCAGCAAGAAGUCAUAACUUCGACUCAAAAGGAGAAAAAGGAGCUUGAGAAGGAGCAGUUGGCAAAGGAGAAGGCCCUGCAGGAUGCAAAGGAGCAGCUAAAGAAACUAGAAAAACAGAGAGAGGGGGCACAAGAGGAGUACAAGGCUGUUACAAAGAAAUUGCAGCGGGCAACUAACAAGACAAAGACUUGGAAACACAAAGUCACCGAACAUGAGGGCUUAAUACGACUCAUUCAACCAGGCACCAAGUCUCCUUUAAAAAUCACAAACUGGGGACAGUCAGCUUUCACUGAAGCGGAGUUGGAUCAGAAAGAGAAGAUGUGGCAGGAGGUCAAGAAUAUAUCACACGAUGGACAGUAACAACUGAUGUGUCCAUUUGCAUUACCAUUUUUUCUUUUUUAUGUAUAGAUUUUUUUUAAUGGCAGGCAGUUUUCUUUCUAAUGGCUGUUACUGGUUAAAUCUUUUCACUGAAAUGUGUUUUUAUUCAACGUUUCUGUAAUCAUGUGCUCAUAUAAUGAUAUGUUAGUAGAUAAAUUAUGUGGAAUUGAUUGUGUCCCUUUUGUAUUUACUGAAAUUUUAUGUAAAGUAUGACAGCCACACUUCAUUUUAGGUAAAUGAAGUGUGUAUAUAUGCAUAUGUGUAUAUAUACAUACAUAUACACAUAUGCAUAUAUACACACAAAUAAGUACAUUUAGAAAAUGUUACUUCAUUAUCCUUCAUAUUUUCAUAUGUACCUGAGUUGAUAAUCCAAAUUUUGAGAUAUAAUUCUUAACAAGGGCAUUCCUACCAAUUAUGUGUAUUGCUCAGCAGUUUGUAGUGCUGGUAAAGCACCUAGUUCAUAUUUAUGCAUGCUUUUGCCCACUAGAUGUCCUUGUUGAUGCACAUAAACUGCUGCAAAGAGGCUAAUUCAUACCCUCAUUUUGAUAGCUGUGCGAACACUGCACCAAAGAAAAUCAAGAACGUUGGGAAGUGCCUGUAUAAUGAAUUUUUAGCCUGUCACUGUAGCCUGAUUGAAACACCCUACUAUUUUAUAUGAAUAAAUCUUCAACAUCUGUGGUCGAUGAGGUUGAUUGGUUUAUUACAUUUUGCAAAUGGAAUGUUUAAUUUGUUUUUUGCUGCUUGAUCAUCUUUUAUUAAUCUUUAUUUAAUUUUAUUUGCUUUAUA